AAAGGACUAAAAUUAAGCCUUAUAUUUUUAGAUUUUUGGCUCGACGAACUGAUGCAAAGUUCAACAAGAUUGUUCUUCGUCGCCUUUUUAUGUCUCACCCUAACAGGCCCCCCUUGUCGUUGGCUCGUAUCACAAGGAAUCUGAAGCAAGAUGGAAACCAAGGGAAGACUGUGGUUGUGGUUGGGACGGUUACCAACGAUCUUCGUAUUUUCGAUCUACCAAAGAUCAGCUUGUGUGCACUGCGCGUGACCGAACAGGCUAGAGCACGCAUUCUAGCGGCCGGAGGAGAGAUUCUGACCUUUGAUCAGCUAGCGGUCAGAGCUCCACUGGGUCAACAGACCCUACUGUUGCAAGGAUGUCGGAAAGCACGCACUGCUGAAAGAAAGUUUGGAGCUGCUGGUCGUCCAGGUGCGCACGUGAAGCCCCUAGUGCGCGCUAAGGGACGAAAGUUCGAGAGUGCUCGAGGUAGAAGAGAGAGCAGAGGAUACAAGAAAUAGAGAAUGUUUCUAAAUUCGAAAUAAACCAAGAUUUUCAAAUA
Messenger RNA from Eurytemora carolleeae, 538 nucleotides. RefSeq names its product 60S ribosomal protein L18. NCBI's taxonomy places the organism in Eukaryota, Metazoa, Arthropoda, Copepoda, Calanoida, Temoridae. Gene Ontology annotation, molecular function: RNA binding; structural constituent of ribosome. Bases 90 to 497 code for a protein of 135 amino acids. Gene Ontology annotation, cellular component: ribosome; cytosolic large ribosomal subunit. The record is from RefSeq and is a predicted model, not a curated record. Gene Ontology annotation, biological process: translation. The transcript is spliced from 4 exons.